UGAUUCUGAGUCUACACGUCACAUGUCAUAGCUGGGGACUGCUGCUGCUGGUGCAUCAUCGGUGGAGGAACUGCAGUUAACAGUGUCGAAGACUUGGUCAUGACUCCACUACUCAUCUUCAGGCUGCUCUGCGCUUGUCUUCUAUUGGGAGAGGUGUUUGGAUAUUAUGGAUAUGGAGGAUAUUAUGGAUAUCCAGGCUAUGGUGGAUAUGGGAGACGUGUAUCUAGCAACUGGGAUUCCCAGCCAGCCCCAGUUGAGCGUUCCCCUGCUGAAGGGUCCCCCGCUCAGCCCAACAUGACGCCUUCUGCAGGUGCAGGAGGCACUCCGGGGUCCAGUCACGUCAACAGCGUCUCUAAACCCUCUGGCAAUGAGAUGAGGCACCAGGCAGCACCAGCCCACAGCUCCCCUGCUGCAGUGGGCCCGGCUUCUGAGAAAGCAGCUCAGUCCAACAUGAAGCCCGGAGCUUCUCCAGGGGCAGGAAGUCCUUCUUGGUGGUCCAACUACCUCGGCAGUCUGUCUGCAGCACCCUCGAGCAAUCUGGGCGCCUCAGUAGCCCCGGCGUAUGCACCCCAUGCCCAGGCAGCAGGCCAGGCAGCCCCAGUGUCCCAGAGCCCAGCACAGAAGCACCAAGCUGCAGCCAAGGGACCUGGCCAAGUAUCCCAGGCCGAUGUGUCUCAGACUGGGCCCGCUGCAACACAUGAUGCUGGAGGUGACUUUGGAAGCUUCCCUGCCAGUGGUGGUGCUGGUGAUGCUGCCUCUAUGGAUGGUGGUGGUGAGGAUGCCUUUAUGGAUGGUGCUGGUGCAGAUUCAGACCGUCUCCUGGUCCUGACGGCUCCUUCUGGCUUCCAGAGCCGCUACGUGGUGCGCUCCUUCAACCGCUACCAGCGAGGGAAGAGGGUCUUCUCCCAAACCACCUACAUCCCCUUGGACUUCCCUCCACCGCCCCCUGCCUCUGGGGAGGGACCUGCAAUGGUCUCCAAACCUGAGGAGGACUCGCCAGCUAUGGCGUUUAUGCCAGCGAAAAAAGGCUAGAUUUGCUUGGGACCCAAUCAGGGACAAGACGUCAAGACUACAUGAAGAACUUUCUGGUCAAUAAACGUAUCAUUAAAACAAACAAAUUUGCUA
Molecule: messenger RNA, 1125 nt
Organism: Engraulis encrasicolus (European anchovy)
Lineage: Eukaryota; Metazoa; Chordata; Actinopteri; Clupeiformes; Engraulidae
Product: transient receptor potential protein-like
Exons: 5
Coding region: 100-1032 (310 amino acids)
Source: RefSeq, a predicted model, not a curated record